ACAGAGACAAAAAAAAAAAAAAAAAAAUUUUUAAAAAAAACUACAGCUCAAGUCAGUUUGUGAGGUGAGCUGAAAAUGAGAGUUCCUGUACAAAUCUUCCUCUUUUCCUGCUUCCUGUUUUCUGUUACCUUUGUGCAAGGUCAAGAAUGUCUUGGAGAGGACAUUACAUACGAAAACACACAACCAGUUUUAAAUGUUUCAUACGCUGAUGGUGAAACAGUGAAAGUGAACUGCAUGACAGGUUAUAUCGGCUUUUAUAAGUUAAAGUGUAAAAAUGGACAAUGGCUGACAUUCAUUGCACGAAGAUGCUCAAUAACUUGUCAGCUUGAGGUAACCGAACCUGAAGUAAUAAGAACCAUUCCACUGGGAAAAACAGUUUUCAAAGCUGGAGAAAUGGUGUCGAUUAUCUGUUCUGGCAAAAACCAGGUCUUUAGUAAACAGGAAACAUUUGCUUGCACAAACAAUGGGAAGUGGGAUUACAAGCCUACUUGUGAGGAGAGUAGAUGUGAAGUUCCAAUCAACCAGCAUGUGUAUCUCCCAAAAUAUUACUUUAGUGGAGAUCUGAAUUUGGGAGCAAAGAGAUCGUACAGUUGUGAGUCUGGAUAUCGUGAAAUAGCAGCAGUGGCCACAUGUACACGAGACGGAUGGACACCAAAACCACUGUGUGCUGAAAUUAUGUGUGGCCCACCAAGACUUCCAAAUGCAGAGAUUGUGGGACCUCAGAGACCAAGCUACGGAAUCAAUUCAAGAAUACAAUAUAAAUGUCGUCCUGGAUUUGAACCAGAGGAGCCUGUACAAAUCACCUGUAAUCCCCAGGGCCAGUGGACAGGCAUACAGCAAUGCACUGAUGGUACCUGUCAAGAGCAAGAACUCAAAAAUAUAGAAAUUCUAUUUGCAUAUCCGAGCAUUGCGUUACCUUAUACACCUGGACAUAUCUUAGUUUUUCGAUGCACUGAUAACAACAUGAGGUUUUACGGCCAACGUGCAAUUGAAUGCCUGCCAGAUGGGAGGUGGAAUUACCCAUAUCCACAAUGUGGAGGAAAGGUUCAGUGCUCCCAACCAACAAAGAACUUGCAGUUUGUGACACUGUCAGAUGAGAAAACUGAAUACAGCAACUUUGAGGUACUGAAAUACACGUGCAAUAAACCAUACAAUGAAAUUCCAAGAGGAGUUUUGAUGUGUCAAAAUGGAAAAUGGAACGGAACGUUUGACUGCAAAAGUGAGUUGACAAGAAAUUUUGCAUUCAUAUUCCAUUCCGUUUAAUCACAGUUUUAAGUU
Messenger RNA from Cyprinus carpio (common carp), 1278 nucleotides. RefSeq names its product complement factor H-like. NCBI's taxonomy places the organism in Eukaryota, Metazoa, Chordata, Actinopteri, Cypriniformes, Cyprinidae. The record is from RefSeq and is a predicted model, not a curated record. The transcript has 7 exons. Bases 76 to 1263 code for a protein of 395 amino acids.